Messenger RNA from Protopolystoma xenopodis, 249 nucleotides. The record is from the annotation of a GenBank genome assembly. Lineage: Eukaryota; Metazoa; Platyhelminthes; Monogenea; Polystomatidea; Polystomatidae.
AUGGAGGCCAAUGAUAUCCUUGGGGAGAAAAAUCUAAUGAACAGGAGAUUGGAGGAAGAUACAGUUAGCGAUAACUUUGCCUACUCGGGGAAAACAAGAAUGGAGCAAGACCAGCGAAAAGAAGACUCUUGGAUCAAGGAGGAUCUACCGCUAACCGGAAGAAAAGAGAUCGCGAUGAAGAAAGUGGGGGCAGGGGUUGUCGGCACUAAAGCGAAGACGUUGUCAGUGGGUGAUGUCCGUUGCGAAUAA